GUAUAUAUGUAAAGAACAAGAAAUAAUAUUUAUUAAAAAAACUAAUUUUCAAAUUAAGAAAUUCAUUUAAUAAUUAAAGCUAUUGUUAACAAACAAAAAAACAUGUUGUUUCAAAUUACAGUAGUAGUAGUCAUAUUGUCAAUCGGGAAUAUUGGAUGCGCGCCCGCAGAACCCAAAGAGCCGACACCGGUAUGCAAUUCCGCACAAUACAUGUGCCAACACUCAUCACCCGGUUUAUUGAAAAGCCAGUGCAUAGCUUUCGACGACAUAUGUAAUGGAGUUAAAGACUGUGUGGACGGUGAGGACGAGGAUAACGAAGUCUGUAAAUCAUCGGAACUGAUAGACCUAUUCCGUCAUCACUCGCGAAGAGGUACGCUCAACGAGUUUGCCGGCACUGGCUUUGUAUUCAAUGUCGGGACACUUAUUAUUAGUAACGGUUCCCGGGCUCACCUGUUUGACCAACAGAGCAACAAUAUUGCACUUCAAAACAGUCAACAACACUUCACCAAUCAGGACGACCCCAACAAUAGUAAUAGUAAUGAUAGCCAUAAUCAGGGCAAUGAUCAACAACAACAAUAUAAUACUACUGCAAAAUAUUGAUUGUUUUUAGUAUCAAAAUGAACUAAAAUUAUUAUAUAAAAAAUUUUAAUAUCAUUUACCGAAUAAUAUAAUAUUUUAAUGUUUUAA
Messenger RNA from Oppia nitens, 687 nucleotides. RefSeq lists its product as uncharacterized. Bases 103 to 600 code for a protein of 165 amino acids. The transcript has a single exon. Gene Ontology annotation, molecular function: protein binding. Lineage: Eukaryota; Metazoa; Arthropoda; Arachnida; Sarcoptiformes; Oppiidae. The record is from RefSeq and is a predicted model, not a curated record.